UACGUGGGGACGCUGGAGGUUUCACUUACAAAGAAAGUGAAGGAAGAUCGCAAAGAAACGCGGCGACGCCGGCUGUAAAGAAGGUGGACCCUCCUCGCAGAUUCGAGAUGCUACUCCGUCGGGACGCAAUGGAGGCGGUCAGCGAAAGCUCAGCUCCAGCUCAUUCUCACCAUGGCACUGGUGCAGACCCUGCCUGUACCCACUGAUCACCAGAACACAGGGUUAGAAGUUCAGCACCCAGCCAUCCCGAGGUCUCCUCCCAGCCUGAGUGCAAUGGGCUCGGUGAGCAGCCUCAUCUCUGGCCGCACAUACCAGGAGCGCCAGUGUCGGGCCUCUGAAGUCACUGCCAAGUGUCGUAAGCCCACUGUGGGGUCUGGUCCCUUCAGACAGCAGGAUGGGCAGCUCAGGAAUAGCAGCUCCCAGGAGGCCUUGGUGAACAGCUUGCCAAACCGCAAGUCCUCCUCGGUCACUGGAGCCAACAGUAAUUAUGCCUACCUAAAUGAAGAAUUUGUUGGGGACUGGAAUGACAAUAAUGUGACACCCAACAGCCCAUGCAGUGAACCUGAGGAGCUACGUGAAGACAGGACCAUCAAUGGGAAUAUUGGCGGACCCCCUCCAAAGCUUGUCCCAGUUUCAGGGAAACUAGAAAAAAACAUUGAGAAGACGUUGAUAAGGCCUACAGCCUUCAAACCUGUGGUACCAAAGAAUCGAAAUUCCGUCCAGUUCUUAUCUCCGCGGCCAGGGUGCAGCGGAGGAGGCAGUGCUGGUAGCCUGUCAGAGAGCCAAGGGAGCCUGAAUCUCCUCCUCCCUGUAGGAGGAUCUGUGGUAUGUGGUGACAAACGCAACUCAUACAGUGGGGUCCGCAAUGGGAGCAGCCACUCGGGAACCAUGUCUGACUCUGGCAGGAACUCUUUAUCAAGCUUGCCUACUUACAGCACUGGCUGCAGCCUGUCCCAAGCAGAUGGCACGAGUGCUCAUCUGGAUCCCUCACGGGGCGCCUCUGUUCAUGGUCACUCCAAUUCUGAUAGCGGGCGUUCCUCGUCAAGCAAGAGUACUGGCUCACUUAAUGGACGUGGACAACCUCUGUCAGACAAUGGGUCUUGUGGACGGUCACCUGCCCCAGCAGAGGUAGAGGAAGGAAUGAUACGUGAGCUGGAGGAGAAGCUGAGGGAGAGAGAACUUGAGCUGCAGCAGCUGCGGGACAACCUCGAUGAAAAUGAAGCAGCUAUCUGUCAGGUCUAUGAAGAGAAGCAGAAACGCUGCGAGAUGGAGCUGGAAGACCUGCGCCAGAGCUGCUCUUCUAAACUGAAGCAGGCCUCCCAGAAAGCUCAGCGCGCCCAGCAAGUCUUGCAACUGCAAGUCUUCCAACUCCAGCAGGAGAAGAAGAAAUUGCAGGAGGAUUUCUCUCAGCUGCUUCAGGAAAGAGAGCUGCUGGAGAAGAAGUGCGCCUCAAUUGAGAGGGAGCAGACGGAGCUGGGACCCCGACUGGAAGAGACCAAGUGGGAGGUUUGCCAGAAGUCCGGGGAGAUCUCCCUCCUGAAGCAGCAGUUGAAAGACCUGCAGGCAGAUGUGAGUCAGAAGGCUGGAGACAUUGUCUCCCUCAAAGCACAGCUCCGAGAAGCCCGCUCUGAACUCCAAGCCAGUCAGCUGCACAUCCAGGACCUUCACGCAGCCAACCGCACCCGCACUCUGGAGCUGGAGGUGUGUGAAAAUGAGCUUCAGCGUCGCAAGAGUGAAGCUGAACUACUGCGGGAGAAAGUUGGCCGACUAGAGGAGGAGGCCACACGCCUGAGAGAGCUGUUGAAUGCACCCACUGGCCCAAAUCUGACCAUGGGGGCCACCCCAAGUGGACAUUGCCCAGGGCAGCCAUUAGUCACCACACGAAACCUUUGCUUGCCUGCUCCUGUAGGUUCCGGCUACAGAGAAGACGAUCCAUUCUUGGCUUACGAGAGUGAUGAGGCCAAGGCCCAAAGGCAGAACGCAGACACUUUGCAGAGUAUGAAACAUCAGGUGGAGAGACUGAGAGCAGAGCUGAUGUAUGAGAGGCGGAGGAGCGAAGACCAAUCGGAGAACUUCGAGGAAGAGCGCAGGGUGUGGCAUGAAGAGAAGGAGAAGGUGAUCCGUUACCAGAAGCAGCUCCAGCAGAACUACAUCCAGAUGUAUCGUAGGAACCGAGAGCUGGAGAGAGCCAUGAGAGAGCUGAGCUUAGAGCUGGAGAGUCGAGAGCUGGAGGACUUUGAGGUGCACGGCUCCGAGAUCCACUUUGAGGAGAUCACUGCCACCGAAAUCUAAAAUCGUUUUGCCAUUUUUCUUGGAUUGUGUGUUUUUGACAAGUUCUUUUUACCCUCAGCUUUAUGUGUGGCACUCUUUCUAAAUUACUGUACUGGACAAACACCCAGACUUAUUUUUCAAGUGGCACUCCGGAAGAGAAAAAUCCAGUGGGUCAUUUGGGGGUAAUUCACCUCCGUUGAUUUGGAGCAAGCAGAAUAUUUUAGGAACAAAUCUGAAAUUUUGUGCAUCAGUAGGGUGUUUUUUUUUUUUAGCAAUUCAAGCAGUGCGACAUAACGCCAGUCCCUCCCAGCCUGACAUGUCUGAGCACUAUGGGAUGUCUUGGUUUUCUGGCACCUGCCUACGUAAAGAGCUGCUCAGAUCUUCAGAGUGGCUGAUACCCUCCAUUACCAGAAGGAUUAUGUGAGCCAGGUUUAGAAUUUCAGAGGUAUAUUUUUCUAGAACUUGCUGCCAUUGCCAAAUAUUUUUUUCCAUCUGUGCUCUCCCAGGUUUUUUCUUGUGCUUCCUUAUAUUUAUGUUUAUUUUUUUCCACAUUGCACUCAUGAAUAUCCAGUUCUCCAGUGUGCCCAGGCUCGGGAGGCACAACCGACACCCUCUGUAAAGACGGAGUGGUUCAUGUGUGCUGUGCCACCUUGGCUGCCAUAUGACCGCCUCUGCCAGUUUCAUCUGACGAUCCUAUUGGAGAAGAAUGCAUCAGACUUGAGAGGCUGUAUGCUGCCUGGUUUGACAUACGUCAGGCACUGGAUGGGCUGUUGGGAAGUGUUGCUGUGAUAAGGGACUCUGCCCUACCACGUACAAAAGAAAGAAAAAAUUAUUAUUCAAAGCCAACAUACGCUGUACAGUGUACAUAACACGGCUUACUAAUAAAUACAGAAAGGCUGUGCGAUUGUGUGCCCCCAUCUUUACGUUAACCACAGCCCAUGACUUUAGCGUGAAUUCUGGCAUAAAGCAGCCUGAGGUUGAAGGGUGUAGUGCAGCAGUAGGCCAUAUUUUGCAGCUUUUUCUCAGCAUUUUGUGAAUUAAGAGUUGUGUGUGUUUAGUUUUUCUCGCUCUGAGCCAAAAAACCUCUUUAACAGAACAAUCUACGAAGCGCUUGAAUGUGGCCUGCCUUUGAAGCCGCCUUCCAGGUUGGCAGAUCUAAUCAGGUACCUGAAAGUGGAUCUUAAGUCACAAAAAACAACCCCUUAGCUGUAAAGUACCCGCUGUUAUACCCCUCCUGAGGGGCUGCCAGAUUUCUUUCUGUUUUUGUUUUUUAUUUUUCAUUUUUGGUUUUGCACUUACACCCUUAAUGAAGCCUUACACCAAUCUGCUAAGGAGCCAUUGCUGGAAGGGGAACUUGUGAACUGGCAGUGCGUCUCCGCUGCCAAGCAAGCCACUUUGUGUCACAUGAUGACAAGUGUGAGAUGUGCUGUCGGUCAUUGACGACAUUCCCCAUCACCACUGCCUGAACAAGAGGACCCCUUAACCUUUCUAAAAAUGAAUAGAUUGUUAAAUAAUGGAUAGAUAGGUACCUGUCGUAUGUAAAUCAAUCAAUAUAUAAAUUCAGUGUAUUCCUGUAGAGAGUGUAAGGGUAAAUAGUUCAGCAGGAGGACGACUGGUCACUGCAGCAACAGGUUUUCCUUUAAGAUGAGUGACUGUCUGUGUGCUGAGAGAAGACGGUGCCCAAGUGACGGUUAAAUAAAGCAAUGAAGUUAUAAGUAAGUUAGCAAGUAAAUAAAUACAUAGGUGUGUGGGUAGACGGACUGAUGCCCUGUCCAGGACUGGGAGCGGCCUUGUGUCCAACACCCACCUGACAGUAUGGCUGGACUCAGUGAACAGACGGAUAGGUGAAUAUAAACAAGUGAUUGGAUGAAUAAACAAUGAGCAAAAUACACACCGUUUAAUACACAAAGAAAUAAACAACUAUCAAUAUUUGCAGCACUAAAUACAGAGUGACAUGGCUAAAGCGUUUCUCAACGGUGACUACUGAGAUCUGGGCUGAGCACCACCCAGAGAGGGGGCUGAACCAGCAGCGUUGUGCUUUGUGGUCUGCUGCUCCCCAAACUACACCACAGUAGGAGAAGACCCCAGUGGACACACGAGGGGCAUUCUGUACGCUUACUUCAAGGUGGGACAAACAAACGUACAGCAGUGUGUUGGCUUGGAGCUUAUGGCAGAGGUCCUCACCAUUCAGGGCCCCCCUGUAGCUGCAGGUCUUUAUUCCACCCAGUCAAGUGCGGUGAGGUUCAUGGCUGGUGAGGCACAGACUCCUUUAUUAACUAUUUGAUUGGCAGCCUGCACAUUGGUUAUGGUUAUGUUUCAUAUCUCAUCAGCAUUCUUUACACACAGAUAUGUAAGGCGCAUAUUUAGCUAAGAAAGAACAUUACUUGUAUAGCGGCAAGAGAGAGCGCAUUUACUUCUCACCCUCCAUGUGUUCUGAAAUUGCCGUUACAAUUCCACAAUUCAAACAAAAGUAUAGAGUGGUGUACAA
This is a messenger RNA of Polypterus senegalus (gray bichir), 4759 nucleotides long. Its product is annotated as leucine zipper putative tumor suppressor 2 homolog. Bases 172 to 2292 code for a protein of 706 amino acids. The record is from RefSeq and is a predicted model, not a curated record. Lineage: Eukaryota; Metazoa; Chordata; Cladistia; Polypteriformes; Polypteridae. The transcript is spliced from 5 exons. Gene Ontology annotation, biological process: negative regulation of canonical Wnt signaling pathway; cell division.